AUGGCGGCUGCAGCGACGGAGGAGGACACUGAGCUGCGGGACUUGCUGGUGCAGACACUGGAGAGCAGCGGGGUGCUCAAUAAGAUUAAGGCAGAGUUGCGAGCAGCUGUUUUUUUGGCACUGGAAGAACAAGAGAAAGUAGAGAACAAAACACCUCUGGUAAAUGAAAGCUUGAGAAGUUUUUUAGGUACAAAAGACGGUCGCUUAGUUGCAGGUCUUGUUGCGGAAUUUCUGCGGUUUUUCAAUCUUGAUUUUACAUUGGCUGUUUUUCAGCCUGAAUCAAGCACACUAAAUGGCCUUGAUGGUCGAGAGAACUUAGCUCGAGAUUUGGGUAUUAUAGAAGCUGAAGGUACUGUGGGUGGUCCCUUGUUGUUGGAGGUUGUUAGAAAGUGUCAACAGAAAAAGAUUUCAGGCAGUGGAGAAGUGGCUCCAGUGCUAAGUGAUGGCCUGUGCCCUACAUCAAAAUCAUCUGAUGGAAAAUCAAGUACACAUCCUAUACCAAAUAAGGCUGCUGGAACGACGCAAAGUGAUACAAGUGUCUCUUCAGGGGAAGCAAGCAAAAGCAGCGUUCAUUUUAUGCCUAAUGAAACAAAGCUAGAUCCUCAACUAGAAAACAGAGAUUUAAAUACCAAAGAUACAGGGGGGGAGGAAGAUGAUGCAGAGGGAGAUUCUUUUUUUGAUGAUCCUAUACCUAAACCAGAAAGAACUUAUGGCUGGCCCCAUGAUAAAAACAGUGAUGCUGAUGAAGGUGCAGAAGCUUUGUCUGUGAAAGAAGGCAGGCAGAAGUCUUUGCAUAGGAAAACUGAAGCUAACAAAGCAGGAAGUCUAGCAUCCCUUUCUGAUGCACCACCUCUAAAAAGUGGGUUAAGCUCUCUGACUGGUGCACCUUCACUAAAGGAGUCUGAUAAUUUGAAUAGAAACUUUGUUUUGAAAGACCUGCGGUUGGUGAAUGCAAAACUAGGAUCACUAGAACUAGGAAACGGAGAUGACGAUGAGUAUGCUGAUGACUUCAACAGUACUAGUCAUCGCUCAGAAAAAAGUGAUAUCAGCAUUGGUGAAGAAAUAGAUGACAUAUCUGUGGGAACAGAAGAAUCAAAUGCCAGUGAUAAACUUGAAGUCAUCACGCAAGACCUUACCAUUUCUCAGUUAAGUGAUAUUGCAGAUUAUCUAGAAGAUGUGGCAUAGAAUUGGACAGUAAAAAUGUUUCAUUGUGCUGGA
Messenger RNA from Indicator indicator, 1218 nucleotides. It is a transcript of the gene CEP43, whose product is annotated as centrosomal protein 43. Gene Ontology annotation, molecular function: protein binding. Lineage: Eukaryota; Metazoa; Chordata; Aves; Piciformes; Indicatoridae. Gene Ontology annotation, cellular component: centrosome. Gene Ontology annotation, biological process: microtubule anchoring. The record is from RefSeq and is a predicted model, not a curated record. Bases 1 to 1185 code for a protein of 394 amino acids. The transcript is spliced from 13 exons.